AUGCUUUCCUUAAUCGCCGCAGCGGUGUGUCUCAUCGGCAGCGUCCUGACCCAAACACCCCCCAGCUAUACUUUAGCCGUCACCAACCAGACAUUAGGCCUAUCAUACGGCAGCGUCUCCGUAGAAGCCGGCGAGACUCUCCCCUACAAAGUCCCCUCAACCACCCCCACCCUCAGCAGCACCCUCGGCCUCAACGAAACCUACAUCGCGAUCAUAGUCGAUACGACCGCGAACCUGAGCUCCCCAAUCCCCGCCGACCUGGUCUGGUUCCAACAAGACGUCACCUUCUCCUCCGCCGGCAUCGGCAGCGCAAACACCAGCGCCCAAGUCCCCUACGUCGCCCCUUCGUCCGUCGGCCACGCCUACCUCGCCCUCCUCUACACGCAACCGCCCGGCUUCAUCAUCCCGUCCAAUUUCCCCUACAACGACACCUUCCGCGUCGCGUUCAACGUGAGCAGGGUGGCGGUGGAUUUCCACUCCCCGCUGCUCGCGGCCAACUGGUUCGUCCUCGGGAGCAAUUGUUCGGCGCCGAGUCACACGGCGUCCUCCGGGUAUGGGUAUGGGGCGAGCACGGGGUUCGCGUCGGGGACGCACGGGCCGUGGGCAAAGAAGACGGGCGCGGUGUAUGCCAAUGGGGCUGCGGGGAGGUAUUGA
Letharia columbiana is the source of this 654-nucleotide messenger RNA. RefSeq lists its product as uncharacterized. The record is from RefSeq and is a predicted model, not a curated record. The transcript is spliced from 2 exons. Bases 1 to 654 code for a protein of 217 amino acids. Lineage: Eukaryota; Fungi; Ascomycota; Lecanoromycetes; Lecanorales; Parmeliaceae.